Messenger RNA from Corylus avellana, 2704 nucleotides. RefSeq names its product thiaminC (gene THIC). The record is from RefSeq and is a predicted model, not a curated record. Gene Ontology annotation, biological process: thiamine biosynthetic process. Gene Ontology annotation, molecular function: iron-sulfur cluster binding; carbon-carbon lyase activity. NCBI's taxonomy places the organism in Eukaryota, Viridiplantae, Streptophyta, Magnoliopsida, Fagales, Betulaceae.
GUGAAUUUGUGAGCUCAGAACUUCUCAGUGAGACUCCGUGCCUAAAGAAGAUAAGACCAGGCCUUCCGCUUCGUUUCCAGAUUGACUUAGAGAUGACAUCACUGCAUAGCCUGCAUGCUAGCUUGACGUCAGUUGUAUGCAAGAAUGGCAACCAUGCUUCUCCAGCAAAGUUCCCAAGUACUGCCUUCUUGCCUGGGUUUGAUGUGGUUGGGCGUGUCUCAAGUGCAUCUAAGAAGGAAACAUCUGUUAGCUCGGGCCCUAGAGCCACAUUAACUUUUGAUCCCCCAACAACCGAUUCAGAGAAAGCCAAACAAAGGAAGCAUACAGUUGAUCCUGCUGCUCCUGAUUUUCUGCCACUUCCGUCCUUUGAACAAUGUUUUCCAAAGAGCACAAAAGAAUCUAAGGAAGUUAUUCAUGAACAAUCUGGUCAUAUACUCAAAGUUCCCUUUCGACGGGUCCACCUAGCUGGGGAUGAACCACACUUUGACACUUAUGACACCACUGGUCCUCAAAACAUUAGCCCUCGCAUUGGACUACCAAAACUGCGUAAAGACUGGGUUGACAGGCGGGAGAAAUUAGGUACACCUAGAUACACGCAGAUGUACUAUGCCAAGCAGGGAAUUAUAACCGAGGAAAUGUUGUACUGUGCCACUCGUGAGCAGCUUGACCCAGAAUUUGUGAGAUCAGAGGUUGCUCGGGGUCGGGCAAUCAUCCCUUCCAAUAAGAAGCACGAGGAGCUAGAGCCUAUGAUAGUUGGAAGAAACUUUCUGGUCAAAGUGAAUGCAAACAUUGGAAACUCUGCUGUUGCUAGCUCCAUCGAGGAAGAAGUUUACAAGGUCCAAUGGGCAACUAUGUGGGGUGCAGACACUGUCAUGGAUCUCUCUACAGGUCGCCACAUCCAUGAGACACGUGAGUGGAUCCUACGUAACUCUGCUGUACCAGUAGGGACUGUACCCAUCUAUCAAGCACUUGAAAAAGCGGAUGGAAUCGCGGAAAAUCUUACCUGGGAAAUUUUCAGAGACACCCUGAUUGAACAAGCUGAGCAGGGUGUAGAUUACUUCACUAUCCAUGCUGGGGUUCUACUACGAUACAUCCCACUAACAGCAAAGCGAAUGACAGGAAUUGUUUCACGCGGGGGAUCCAUUCAUGCAAAAUGGUGCUUGGCUUACCAUAAGGAGAAUUUUGCAUAUGAACACUGGGAUGACAUACUUGACAUCUGUAAUCAAUACGAUGUGGCCCUGUCAAUAGGAGAUGGGCUGAGACCUGGGUCCAUUUAUGAUGCCAAUGACACUGCUCAGUUUGCAGAGCUCUUAACUCAGGGAGAGCUGACCCGAAGAGCAUGGGAAAAGGAUGUCCAGGUCAUGAAUGAAGGGCCUGGACAUAUUCCAAUGCACAAGAUUCCCGAAAACAUGCAAAAACAGCUAGAAUGGUGUAAUGAAGCACCUUUCUACACUCUUGGUCCUUUAACAACUGAUAUCGCUCCUGGAUAUGAUCAUAUCACCUCUGCAAUUGGUGCCGCUAAUAUUGGGGCUCUGGGCACUGCUCUUCUGUGUUAUGUAACUCCAAAAGAACACCUUGGAUUGCCGAAUCGGGAUGAUGUGAAGGCUGGAGUUAUAGCAUAUAAGAUAGCUGCUCAUGCAGCUGAUUUAGCCAAAGGUCACCCACACGCUCAAGCCUGGGAUGACGCAUUAAGCAAGGCGAGAUUUGAGUUCCGGUGGAUGGACCAGUUUGCUUUGUCGUUGGAUCCUAUGACUGCCAUGUCCUUCCAUGAUGAAACCUUGCCUGCAGAAGGUGCCAAGGUGGCCCAUUUUUGUUCCAUGUGUGGACCUAAAUUCUGCUCUAUGAAGAUAACAGAGGAUGUGAGGAAGUAUGCUGAGGAGCACGGCUAUGGGAGUGCUGAGGAAGCUGUGCAGCGUGGGAUGGAUGCUAUGAGUGCUGAGUUUCAGGCUGCUAAGAAAACUGUCAGUGGAGAACAACAUGGUGAAAUAGGUGGAGAAAUUUACCUGCCAGCAAGUCACUUAAGUUCCUCUGAGCAUUGAAGGAUCAUAUGCCUCCGGGGAAUGGGUUUGGAAUAAUGGAGACUUGGUGCCAGAUUAGCUUUUAUCAAGAACGCUGUUGGAAAGUUUGGAGUUUAGUUUGUGAAAGCUUUAAAGACAUAUCUAUCUUUUAUCUCUCUGUUUCGUGUGGCUCAGCAAUAGAAUGCUUUAUUUUUCAUGUUUUAAUUUUGGUCAUGAUUUCUUUCUUUUGCUGCUGAAUUGACAUAAGAGAUGCACCAGGGGUGCCUGUAUCUGCUUCAGCUCAAGCUAAUAAUUUGGCUGGGAUGUUGGCAGAUCAGGCUGAGACAGUCCCUUUGAACCUGAACAGGAUAAUGCCUGCGUAGGGAGCGUGCAUUUUCUUUUCCUGUUUGUUUCUGUGCUUGCACAGGGAGGGGGAGGAACGCUUCUUGUAUCCAUGGUUCGGGCUAGCUGAUCCAUGUGAAGGCAGAUUCAAUGUCAUGGCCAGACUCAGCAGUCCUCUGGCUGGGAAGUGCCUGGAACUGGCUUCUAUAUAUUUUUUUUUAUUCCCUGUGAUUAUGAUAUUAGCGAACAAAAAAGAAAAAUAAUGGCCAUAUAUAUAUACAUGAACUUUGUUCAAUCUCUAUAAGUUAGAUACUACCAUGUAAACCUUAUAUUUUUUUAUGGGGAAUUUUUAAUUAAAAUAUUCA